Perca flavescens (yellow perch) is the source of this 882-nucleotide messenger RNA. It is a transcript of the gene ca4c, whose product is annotated as carbonic anhydrase IV c. Gene Ontology annotation, cellular component: plasma membrane. NCBI's taxonomy places the organism in Eukaryota, Metazoa, Chordata, Actinopteri, Perciformes, Percidae. Bases 1 to 882 code for a protein of 293 amino acids. The transcript has 8 exons. The record is from RefSeq and is a predicted model, not a curated record. Gene Ontology annotation, molecular function: zinc ion binding; carbonate dehydratase activity.
AUGGAGUCUCAGUGGUGUUACCAGAGCCAGUACUCCUGUGACGACACAUGCAGCGGUAAGAGCCAAUGGAAAGACUCCCACUUUCCCAGCUGUGGAGGAUUACGCCAAUCACCAAUUAACAUCGUCACCAGCAAAGUGCACGUCAACAGCGCCCUGCCACCCUUCGAAUUCAUCGGUUACACCAACACAAUCAACAUUACAGUGAAAAAUAAAGGACACUCUGCUCACUUUACUCUGCCGCAGUCAGUGCGACUGACUGGAGGAGCUCUGCCCGGUCAAUACAGAGCCGCCCAGUUUCACUUCCACUGGGGAGGCGAUGGGAGACCGGGAUCUGAGCACACCAUUGACGGAGAGAGGUUCCCCAUGGAGCUGCAUAUAGUCCACAUCAAGGAGCCUUACGGCUGUCUGGCAGAGGCAGAACAUGAUAUGGCGGGUAUAGCUCUGCUUGCCUUCCUGUUUGAGGAAGCAGCAGAUGAUCAUCCUUAUUUGGACACAGUAAUAGCUGCUUUGGGCCGAGUACAAAACAAUGGCAGCAGCACAGUGAUCCCAAACUUUCGACUUAGUGACAUCCUCCCAUCAGCGAAGGACCUCCAUAGAUACUACCGCUAUGUGGGCUCCAUGACAACUCCAGGAUGUGAACAGGCAGUCGCCUGGACACUGUUUCACAGGACCCUGUCCAUCAGCAGUCGACAGCUGUAUGCAAUAGCUCAGCAGUGUCGAUUCUGGACGGGAAAGCCCAUGACUGACAUCUUCAGACCUACGCAGCCUCUGGACGGCAGAGUUGUGUAUCAGUCCAAGGCGAGUGGCACUCUGACGAGUGCAGUCCACUUGUGGUACGGUGUUUUCUCAGCUGUGCUCGGGACAACGGGUCUAAUACACUGA